Molecule: messenger RNA, 1235 nt
Organism: Magnolia sinica
Lineage: Eukaryota; Viridiplantae; Streptophyta; Magnoliopsida; Magnoliales; Magnoliaceae
Product: proliferating cell nuclear antigen-like
Exons: 4
Coding region: 154-996 (280 amino acids)
Biological process (GO): leading strand elongation; translesion synthesis; mismatch repair
Cellular component (GO): PCNA complex
Molecular function (GO): DNA binding; DNA polymerase processivity factor activity
Source: RefSeq, a predicted model, not a curated record
CCUCUCUUCGCUCUCUCACAAACCCUAGAAAUCCUCUCCUCUGUCUUUCAAACCGUAGAAGUCCUCUCUUCUCCCUCCCUCCCUCCCUCCCUCUCUCUCUCGAUCCCUAGAAAACCUCUCUCCUUCUCUCACUCAAGAAAUCAAAAGGGGAAGAUGUUGGAGCUGAGGCUAGUUCAAGGGAGCCUCUUGAAGAAGGUUCUUGAAGCUAUCAAGGACCUCGUCACCGAUGCCAACUUCGAUUGCUCGGCCACCGGAUUCUCGCUCCAGGCCAUGGAUUCCAGCCACGUGGCGCUCGUGGCCCUCCUCCUGCGAUCGGAGGGCUUCGAGCACUACCGCUGCGAUCGCAACCUGUCCAUGGGCAUGAAUCUCAGCAACAUGUCCAAGAUGCUAAAAUGUGCCGGGAAUGAUGAUAUCAUCACCAUCAAGGCCGAUGACGGAAGCGAUACCGUCACUUUCAUGUUCGAAAGUCCCAGUCAAGAUAAGAUUGCUGAUUUUGAGAUGAAGCUAAUGGACAUUGAUAGCGAGCAUCUUGGAAUUCCAGAAGCAGAGUAUCAUGCCAUUGUAAAGAUGCCAUCAGCCGAGUUCUCAAGGAUUUGCAAGGACCUCAGCAGCAUUGGAGAUACUGUUGUAAUUUCAGUGACAAAGGAAGGAGUGAAGUUCUCUACCAGGGGUGAUAUUGGAACUGCAAAUAUUGUUUGCCGGCAAAAUACAUCUGUAGACAAGCCAGAGGAAGCGACGAUCAUAGAGAUGAAUGAGCCUGUGUCAUUGACCUUUGCUCUGAGGUACAUGAAUUCUUUUGCCAAGGCUACUCCAUUGUCGAAUGCGGUGACCAUAAGCCUAUCCUCGGAACUGCCUGUUGUUGUGGAAUACAAGAUUGCAGAGAUGGGUUAUAUCCGGUUUUAUCUUGCCCCCAAGAUUGAAGAUGAGGAUGAGGAGACCCAGACGAAGCCUCCGCCAGAGAAGAAGCCCAAGGUAGAAACAAAGACUGAUGACUAGAGAUAAUCAGCCUUUUUGAAGUUGUUGAGCCUCGUUGUUAUUCCUUUUCCAAUUUCAUCUUGCCUCAUCUCUUUAUCUUCUUGAUUUAGUUAUGUUUCUUAUUUCUCCAACGAGAAAAGGAAUUCUAAGAGAGAUUUAGGACAGCUCGUGCAUGUAUAAUGUUGUUUUGGGCAACUGUCAGGAUAAUAUUUUUGGUGGAAGAAUUAUGUUUAAUCAGUCUGAGUUAUGCUUUGGACCUA